CACAAGUGUAUGACACUAAUAUUGUUUUUCAAUUACACCCAAUUUGUUCUAGUUGACUCGGAGUUAAAACCGGGCCUAGUACAGUUGUACUGACCUCACAAGAAUUCAAAAAGAUCCUAAUUCAAUUAAAAAAUGAUAGAUCCAAAAAAUAAAUAAAAAAUUACAACUGCAUCCCAUUUAUUUCAGACCCUAUGGAUCUCUCAUUUCUCACUAACACUUCUACACAUAUCCAGCCACAAGCUAUAAUUCUUUCAAAGGGGAAGAAAGAGAGAUAUGGAUGGUGAAAUUGAGAGAUUCAUUAAGGUAUGGAUUACAUCCACAACAUGUCUAUGUUAUUGUUAUUACAUAUCAUCCAAAAUCCCAAAAGGCUUCCUAAGGCUUCUCUCUAUCCUCCCAAUUCUCUACCUCUUCCUCAUCCUUCCUUUAAACCUCUCUUCCUUUCACCUUGGUGCCCCCACAACCUUCUUCCUUGUUUGGCUUUCCACUUUCAAACUCAUCCUUUUCUCCUUCAACCAACCCCCACUUUUCCCUCUCCCAAACAACAUCUUCCAUUUCAUUUCCAUUGCCUCCCUUCCAAUUUACCCCCAACCACCAAAUCAAAAUCAAAACACCAAAAAAUACAAAAAACCAAAUUUACCCUUUACUUGUCUGAAAGUUGUUAUAUUGGCCACAAUCAUAUGUUGCUAUCAUUAUAGAGAACACAUACACCCUAAUCUCAUUUUGAUCCUCUAUUGCUGCCACAUGUACCUCGGCUUAGAACUCGUGUUAGCACUUAGUGCAGCACCGGUUCGAACCGUUUUCGGUUUUGAAAUCGAACCGCAAUUCAACGAACCGUACUUAAGCACUUCGCUUCAAGACUUUUGGGGUCGUAGGUGGAACCUCAUGGUAACCCGUGUUCUACGCCCUGCCGUAUACAAUCCUGUUCGCCACGUCAGCAACUUUUUUGUGGGUCCCAUGUUUGCCGCUUCCGUUGCCACGUUGGCAACGUUCGUUGUGUCUGGUUUAAUGCACGAGGUUAUUUAUUAUUACCUUGCACGUGUGCCUCCCACGUGGGAAGUCACGUGGUUUUUUGUGCUUCACGGUGUUUGUACUUCCGUUGAGGUUGUUGUUAAGAAGGUUGUUCUCCGGCGUGGGUGGAAGUUACACCGUGCCGUGUCGGGUUUGUUUACGGUGGCGUUUUUGGCUGUUACUGGGAAUUGGUUGUUUUUUCCUCAGUUGGUGAGAAAUGGUGUUGAUAAGAAGGCUAUUCAAGAGUAUACAAUUAUGGUUGAUUUUGUCAAAGAUAAGUUACAAUUAUUGUUUAGAUAAUUAAUUUUGUAGUGAACAUUAGUUAUUUUAAACUUACAGUAACACAGUUUUAAUGUUAAACUCCCUCGCUCGCUAAUUUUAAACAUCAGGGAAAAAAUUGUUCAUAAUAA
This is a messenger RNA of Cicer arietinum (chickpea), 1418 nucleotides long. RefSeq names its product probable long-chain-alcohol O-fatty-acyltransferase 5. NCBI's taxonomy places the organism in Eukaryota, Viridiplantae, Streptophyta, Magnoliopsida, Fabales, Fabaceae. Gene Ontology annotation, biological process: lipid metabolic process. The record is from RefSeq and is a predicted model, not a curated record.